AUGGAGGACGUCGACGACGAGGCCAUCAGCAUCGAGCUCCUCCGCGAGGACAACCUCAUGCUUGAGGAGCGCAUCGAGGCCAUGAGCAAGAGGUGCACUGCCAUGCAGCAGGCCAAGCUGGAGGCCGAGGCGCGCGCUGCAGCGCUCGAUGCGGACCUCACCGCCCUCCGCAAGGUUGCUGGCCAAGAGCAAGUCGAUCCCAACAGCGCUAGCGACUGGCACGACGAGCGCGCCAAGCUUCUUGAUGAGGUUCAAACGCUUCUCAAGGUGAAGGAGGUCAACGAGAAGCGCGUCGGCGAUCUCUCCAAGGACCUGCAACGCCUCUACAAGCGGCUCAAGACCGCCGAGCCGACGACCGACGACUCGGAAUGCGUCGAGCCGCUGCUGAAGGACCAAGCGACAUGGCAGAAGCAACAACAGCUCGUGCAAGACCUGCUGCGCCAGUGCAAGGAGAAGGUGUACGCCGAGAAGCACGCUCACAAGCGGCGUCGCGUGGACCCCGACACCUCGGAGCACGACAAGAGCCUCCAAGAGGUCAUUGCGCACUUCAAGACCGAGACAUGCGAGCGCAACGAGUUUGAAAAGCUCGAGGCGCAACUGCUGCAGGAGCGUCUGAGCGAACUGGAGGCUGAGCCAAGGUCGGAGCCGCGAGAACAAGAAGGGCAGGCUUUUGUCUCGGCGCUCCAAGACGAUUUGAAGCGGCUCGCGCACGAGAAGCUGCAGCUGGCCAAAGACAUGCAGGAGGCGCAGCGACGCAUCCAGGCGCUCACGAUGGACAACCUCCAGUUCAAGCUCGAGAAGAACGAACUCAAGCACCAGGUCCAGAGCGAAGUCACCAAAAGCGCAGCGCUGCAAGAUCAGGUCGACGAUGCCACGCGGCAGCUUGCAGAGGCCAGCGCGGAGGCGAGCCAGCUCCACGACCAUCUUGUGGCGGCACAAACACAGCUCCUCGCUGCUGAGGCCGAAAUCGCAGACCUGCACAAGCGGCUCCAGGAGGCCACUGCGUCCAAUAGCGCGGUUGCUGCUGCACGCUACGACCUCGAGACGACCCUCGAAGCGGCAGAAAAGGCGCGCGAUGAGCUCGCCGAGGCCAAGGGCUUUUGGGAAGACAAAGCCGCCAAGCUGGAGCGGGUCGUGCUGCAGUACGGCUCCGAAAUCCAGUCGCUCAAGCUGUCGCUGGCCGACGCCGAGGCCGCGGGUCCGCCCGAGCACACACCGGCGUCCGUCGCGCACGGCCAGUCCAUGGUGCAGCAGUUCUAUCUGCGCUACUACAAGGCGGCCGAAACGUCGCACCGGUCGCUCCUCGACGCCACGCGCGCCAAAGACGCAGCGCUCGCAGCACAAGGCGCCGACCUCACGCACAUCCGACACGUGCUUUCGUCCAUCCUACACGCUUCACUGCCCGACGACGUGUCCGUCGCGCUCCAAGGGCUUCUCGCGAGCUUUGAGAGGCCAGAACCACCAACCGAGUCAAUGUAG
Messenger RNA from Saprolegnia parasitica CBS 223.65, 1479 nucleotides. RefSeq lists its product as hypothetical. The transcript has 2 exons. The record is from RefSeq and is a predicted model, not a curated record. Bases 1 to 1479 code for a protein of 492 amino acids. Lineage: Eukaryota; Oomycota; Saprolegniomycetes; Saprolegniales; Saprolegniaceae.